This is a messenger RNA of Nicotiana tabacum (common tobacco), 564 nucleotides long. NCBI's taxonomy places the organism in Eukaryota, Viridiplantae, Streptophyta, Magnoliopsida, Solanales, Solanaceae. The record is from RefSeq and is a predicted model, not a curated record.
GCUGUUGGGAAUGAUCCUGAGGAGAGGGAAGAUUUGGCUCCUGAAAUUCCUGCUCCUCCAGAGAUUAAGCAGGAUGACGAAGACGAGGAUGAAGGUGAUGAAGAGGGAGGGGGUCUGAGUAAAUCUGGUAAAGAGCUGAAAAAGUUGCUUGGAAAAGCUAAUGGGUUGAAUGAAUCAGAUGCUGAGGAUGACGACGAUGACGAUGAUACAGAAGAGGAUAUUUCACCUGUAUUAGCUCCUAAGCCGAAGGAAGCUCCUAAAGAAGAACCGAUCGACACCAGCAGUCCUUCGAAACCAUCUGCUUCUGGACCCACUCGUGGAACUCCAACUUCAAAAUCAGCUAAGACUAAAAGAAAAGCUAAUGGUGAUGACUCAAAACCAACCAAUGGUGCUCCCUUGAAAAAAGUGAAAACAGAAACGGAUGCCAAACCUGGGAAAGAUGAAACUCCGUCUACUGCGAAGAACAGUGUUCUCCCAAAGGGUGCAUCACCCUCUUCCAAAACGGCUCCAAGUCCUGCCACAGGUCCUGUUACUGAAGAAGAAAUUAGAGCUGUUCUAUUGCAG